This is a messenger RNA of Phialemonium atrogriseum, 1368 nucleotides long. RefSeq lists its product as uncharacterized. Bases 1 to 1368 code for a protein of 455 amino acids. NCBI's taxonomy places the organism in Eukaryota, Fungi, Ascomycota, Sordariomycetes, Cephalothecales, Cephalothecaceae. Gene Ontology annotation, molecular function: RNA polymerase II cis-regulatory region sequence-specific DNA binding; DNA-binding transcription factor activity, RNA polymerase II-specific. The transcript has 3 exons. Gene Ontology annotation, biological process: regulation of transcription by RNA polymerase II. The record is from RefSeq and is a predicted model, not a curated record. Gene Ontology annotation, cellular component: nucleus.
AUGGGUCCACCCACCUCUCAUACUCCUUCCUUCGACAAUGGCCUGCCGCCAUCCCUCUUGCCAGAUAGCCUUAAGGGGAUAACGACACACCUUCUCUGGGCUCACAGCGAUCCAGAUUCGUCCAGUUGCACAAGACCUUGCCCCAUCGAUGACCCUCAUGUCUACGGCCACUGCCACUUCCCCUAUGCUUUCCUGAAUGACUACACCCAGAUGCCCAAUUCUAUGCCCAUGUAUCCAUACGACUUUGUCAACCCCUCAUUCAGGACUGGGGUAGGCAUGGAACUGGAAGAAUGCGGUGCCGAGAUCAUGAGCCCUGAACAGUUCAUCCAUCACUUCAACACGGAGCACCGGCAUGAAUUAUCAAACGUCAUGUCAAUGAAGCUCGGAGGAGAGUACAACUUACCGUCUGCCGUGCCGUCAACAAGCUCCUCUGCAAAUCCCUUCGACAUGGCUCUUAUGUCAUCACAAACUUCCCUCAAGGAGCCUUCUCCAAUGACGCCUCUUUCAACCCCCCUUACAGCUGCCGAGAUAGAGUUGACAGACCCGACACGCCGCCGCUCGCCAUCACACCUUUCUCUCUCCGAAGGCAAUCAUGGCCGCAUGGCUCCUGACUGGGAGAACAAAUGCCUCUGGUGUGAUGACCCGGGUUCUGAGAUGUGUGCAAAGACGUUCAGCGAUCCUGGCGAGCUGUUCGCGCAUGUAAAUGCAGCACACAUAAAACAUCUAGUCAAAGGCCCAAGGGGCUUUCGCUGCGGCUGGGAGAACUGCAGGAGAGAGGACGACGGCAAGGACGGGUUUCCCCAACGAAGCAAGAUUGAGAGGCAUAUGCAAACCCACAUCGAGCACAAGCCAUACAGCUGCGACCAUUGCGGGAAGAAGUUCUCUGCCAAACAGGCCUUGAACCAACAUCUUCUCAUCCAUUCAAACGAGAAGCCGUUGGUAUGUGACUGGCCAGGAUGUGGCAAGACGUUCAGGCAACAGAGCGCCUUAACUAUGCAUAAAAGGGUCCAUACGGGGGAGAAACCCCUAAAAUGCGACAUAUGCGGCAGGACCUUUAGUGAAUCGUCAAACCUCUCCAAACACAAGAGGACCCACGAGAUCAAGGGUCGGUUUACGUGCCCUCACCCUGGUUGCCAUAGGGACUUCCACCGCCAAGAUCAGCUUCGGCGUCACAUGAAGUUGCACGCGGAGAAGAACGGCGUGGAUAUACCUGACGAGGUAAAUAACGAAGAGACGGGGGAGGAAGACGACUCGUCUCAUGCCCACGACGAUCCGGCACUCAGCGCGAAGCUCCUGAGGCUAAUGACCCACACGCCACCGGCUGCUGACCAAGGGGGCCAGCCGCGUCGCAAGAAACGGAGUCGUUGA